This is a messenger RNA of Rangifer tarandus platyrhynchus (Svalbard reindeer), 801 nucleotides long. The record is from the annotation of a GenBank genome assembly. NCBI's taxonomy places the organism in Eukaryota, Metazoa, Chordata, Mammalia, Artiodactyla, Cervidae.
AUGCCGGCUGACCCGGGGCCCGAGGCGGGCGGUGGCUGGCCAGGCUUCCUCAUGUCCUGCCUGAAGGGCCCCCAUGUCAUCCUCAAGAUGGAGGCCAUGAAGAUGGUCCACCCUGAGAAGUUCCCCGAGCUGCAGGCGGCCGCCCCCUGCUUCCCACCUGCGCCCCGGCCCGCCCCGGCUCUGGCACCCAAGCGAGCCUGGCCCUCAGACACAGAGAUCAUCGUCAACCAGGCCUGUGGGGGGGACAUGCCCGCCCUGGAAGGGGCGCCCUGCACCCCGCCUCUGCCACGGCGGCCCCGCAAGGGCAGCGCCGAGCUAGGCUUCCCCCGGGUGGCACCAGCGGACGAGGUCAUCGUGAACCAGUACGUGAUCCGGCCUGGCCCUGCGGCCCCGGGGGCCCCUGCGGCGGCGGUGGCCGCGGCUGCGGGGGAGCCUCUGGAGUGCCCGACGUGUGGGCACACGUACAACGCCACGCAGAGGCGGCCCCGCGUGCUGUCCUGCCUGCACUCCGUGUGUGAGCAGUGCCUGCAGAUUCUCUACGAGUCCUGCCCCAAGUAUAAGUUCAUCUCCUGCCCCACGUGCCGCCGCGAGACUGUGCUCUUCACUGACUACGGCCUGGCUGCGCUGGCCAUCAACACAUCCAUCCUGAGCCGCCUGCCGCCUGAGGCGCUGACCGCCCCGUCGGGUGGCCAGUGGGGUGGUGAGCCCGAGGGCAGCUGCUACCAGACCUUCCGGCAGUACUGCGGGGCCGCGUGCACCUGCCACGUGCGGAACCCGCUGUCUGCCUGCUCCAUCAUGUAG